AUGUCGAGCACUGUAACCCUAGCUCAUUAUCUUUUCACUAGAUUACGACAACUUGGAAUCGAAUCAGUACAUGGAGUGCCAGGCGACUACAAUCUCGUAUCCCUUGACCAUCUUAAGCCUGCCGGCCUUAACUGGGUUGGAGAUGCCAAUGAGCUUAACGCAGGCUAUGCAGCAGACGGAUAUGCCCAGAUGAAAGGCAUCGGUGCUCUGAUGACAACCUUUGGUGUUGGUGAAUUGUCGGCCUUGAAUGCCAUCGCCGGAUCUUAUGCUGAGUAUGUCCCCGUUGUACAUAUUGUUGGCAGUCCAUCGACCACCGCUCAGCAUGAAAGGAUGCUCCUACAUCAUACAUUGGGUGACGGAGACUACAAAGUCUUCGCAAACAUCUACAAGCAAGUCACGGUCGCACAAGCAAAUCUCCACAACACUGAGACUGCAACCUCUGAGAUUGAUAGAGUUCUGAGGACUGCCUGGCUCAAAAGCAGACCAGUCUACAUUGAACUGCCGUCCGAUAUGGUGACCAAGGAAGUGCCCGCCGAGAGUCUUAACCAGCCUCUAGACAUCACUUUUCCGGAGAACAAUCAGGCAGUCGAGAUUGCUGUUGCGGAGAACAUCUUAUCACGGUUGUACAGCGCCAAAAGGCCUGUCUUGCUGGUAGACGGGUGUGUCAUCCGACAUCAUCUGAAGGCCGAAGCGACCGAGUUUGUCCUAAAGACUAGCCUACCAAUAUUCACUACACCUAUGGGUAAAGGAACCAUCGAUGAAUGCUUACCCAAUUUUGGAGGACUCUACGCUGGAAGUGGUUCUUAUGAUAAUGUUCGAGAGCUGGUGGAAAGCAGUGAUAUGGUUCUCUCUCUCGGUUUGAUGAAGUCGGAUAUCAACACAAUGAGGUUCUCAUACAAUCUCCCUGCUCACAAUGCUGUUGAUUUGUCUAUGGAGUUUCUCACGAUUGAGGGUCAACGAUGCGACAUACAUAUGUAUGGCUUGCUGAAGCGUCUGACCAACCUUUUGGACACCUCAAAACUUGUCAGGCCAGCCCAGGAACUUGUCUAUGACGUCCACCGCACAGCAAGUGCCAAUCUUCCUCCAGCGGCCUCUUAUCCGGACACCACCAUUACACAUGCAUAUCUGUGGCAACAAUUGUCGAAGUGGUUGCAGCCCAACGACAUGUUAUGUACCGAGAUAGGUUCAUCGUACCUUGGUGUUUGGGACACCCAAUUUCCGGCCAACGUAUUUGCCAUCUCUCAAACGCUAUGGGGGAGUAUAGGUUACACACUGCCUGCGGCCCAAGGUGUUGCUCUCGCUGCUCGUGAGCUUGGGCGUCCAGGGCGUGUAAUCUUAUUUGAGGGCGAUGGAUCUUUGCAACUCACUGCUCAGGCCAUUGGAACCAUGCUCAAGCUGAACCUGGACAUUAUCAUCUUUUUGGUAAACAAUGACGGAUACACAGUUGAACGCUGGGUCCACGGAAUGGAAGAAUCUUAUAAUGACAUCCCAGCUUGGAGGUACUCCCUGCUACCUGAAACGAUGGGAGCACGAUUGGGCAAAGGCGGCAAUGCUCGAACUAUGCAGGUCAGAACAAGAGGUGAGAUCGAGGCACUCUGGACAACCGAGGAAUUCAACAAAGUCAAAGGGAUGCAAUUCGUCGAGGUGUUCAUGCCCAAGCUUGACGCCCCGGUUCCUCUGAAGAUGUUCUGCACUUCUGCAGAGAAGAACAAUGCCGAAUGA
This is a messenger RNA of Exophiala bonariae, 1722 nucleotides long. RefSeq lists its product as uncharacterized. The record is from RefSeq and is a predicted model, not a curated record. Gene Ontology annotation, molecular function: pyruvate decarboxylase activity; thiamine pyrophosphate binding; magnesium ion binding. NCBI's taxonomy places the organism in Eukaryota, Fungi, Ascomycota, Eurotiomycetes, Chaetothyriales, Herpotrichiellaceae. Gene Ontology annotation, cellular component: cytosol; nucleus. The transcript has 2 exons. Bases 1 to 1722 code for a protein of 573 amino acids.